CUGUUAAGUAGUCGAUGGUGGAAAGAUUCUUCCCACUUGGAAAGAGGCUUUUCCUUCUUGGACAUCUGCUGGCGGAGCCUCCAGUAGCCUGACACAGGAGAAAGGGUCCAGCCGCAACUCCUGACUGUGUCUCACUUCUCACAGGGGGAGGCUUACAGCAGGCUGCUCACAAUUAGGUCACUUUUUGGGGGGGCUUUAAUAGACUGAUUCAUGCGCUGCUGAUCCUUCAGGGUGAAACAUGAAGAUAAGGCUGUCACUGGCCACGGCUGCUUUCUUUGCAGCCCUGCUGUCCUCAGUAGAUGCUCAAGUGGAACCACCCUCAGACUUAAAAUUUAAAAUUCUAAAUGAGAACACAGUGGAUAUGACAUGGGUAAGACCCUCGGCGAGGAUAGAUGGCUUCAGAAUACAAGUUGUGUCAGAUGCAGAUGAACCUGUUAGGGAUUUUAAUCUCGAUGCAUACACUACUACAACCUCAAUCACCAAUCUGACACCUGACUUGGACUACUCUGUAUCAAUAAACUCCUAUGUUGGUUCAGAGGAGAGCAUCCCCAUAUUUGGCCAAUUGACUAUCCAGUCCAGUAACAGCAGCGGACGAGUCAGGAGGCCGCAAUCAGAUGCAAUCAAGUGUUCUGUCAGUGCAAUAGCAGACUUGGUUUUUCUGGUGGACGGGUCGUGGAGUGUGGGCCGAGAAAACUUCCAACACAUCCGCAGUUUCAUCGCUGCGCUAGCUGGGGCCUUUGACAUUGGUGAAGACAAGACCCGAGUGGCUGUGGUUCAGUACAGCACGGACACGCGCACAGAGUUCCCCCUCACCACUUACACCAGAAGAGGUGACCUGCUCCAAGCCAUCAACUCACUGCCGUACAAAGGAGGGAAUACCAUGACUGGUGACGCCAUAGAUUUCCUUCUGAAAAACAUCUUCACUGAGGCAGCUGGAUCAAGGAAAGGUUUUCCAAAGGUAGCCAUGAUCAUCACUGAUGGAAAAUCCCAGGACCCAGUGGAGGAGUAUGCUAAAAGACUUAGGAACAUUGGAGUGGAAAUAUUUGUUCUAGGUAUCAAAGGAGCAGAUGAGGAUGAGCUCAGGGAAAUUGCCUCCACACCUCACAGCAAACAUGUGUACAAUGUGCCCAACUUUGACCUGAUCCAAGAGGUACAGAAAAAGAUCAUCACAGAAGUAUGCUCUGGUGUCGAUGAGCAGCUCAGCUCCCUUGUGAGCGGCGAAGAAAUGGUGGAGCCUGCCCACAACUUGCAAGUUACAGAAAUUGCAUCGAAGUCAAUGAGGGUGAUGUGGGAUCCAUCCCUGGGUGAAAUCACAGGUUACAAGCUCACCCUUAUUCCUAUGGUGCCUGGAAUGAAGCGCCAAGAGCUGUACAUGGGGCCGACGCAGACAUCCAUCAACGUGCGGGACCUUUCCCCCGAGACUGAGUAUGAGAUCAGCUUGUUUGCUCUCAAAGGUCUGACUCCAAGUGAACCCAUCUUGGACCUGGCAAAGACCCAGCCUGUGAAGGUUUCAACAGAGUGCUCUCUGGGAGUGGAUGUGCAGGCUGAUGUAGUCCUACUGGUUGAUGGCUCAUACAGUAUUGGAUUACAAAAUUUUGCCAAAGUCCGCGCCUUCCUGGAGGUUUUGGUCAACUCCUUCGACAUCGGAGCCAACAAAGUCCAGAUUAGCUUGGUCCAGUACAGCCGUGAUCCACACACUGAGUUUGCCCUCAACACCCACCACGACAUUAAUACUGUCGUCAAAGCUGUGCGCACCUUCCCCUACCGUGGUGGUUCCACAAACACAGGAAAGGCUAUGACUUAUGUCAGGGAGAAGAUCUUCAUCCAAGCUCGAGGAGCGAGAGAGAAUGUCCCCCGCGUUAUGGUCCUGAUCACCGAUGGGAAGUCUUCGGACUCGUUCAAGGACGCCGCCACCAACUUGAGGAAUGUCGAUGUGGAGAUCUUUGCUGUUGGUGUUAAAGAUGCUGUGAGAUCAGAGCUGGAAGCCAUUGCUAAUCCACCAGCAGAUACCCAUGUCUAUGAGGUGGAAGACUUCGAUGCGUUCCAGAGGAUUUCUAAGGAGCUGACUCAGUCAAUCUGCCUGAGGAUCGAACAGGAGCUGCUGAAAAUAAAAAAGAGGAAUCUUCUUCCACCGAGAGAUUUGGUUUUCUCUGAGAUCACCUCGCGAAGCUUCCGGACCACUUGGACAGCCCCUGCUGCCAGUGUUAUGUCGUACCUGGUGCGUUUUCGCAAGGCUGAAGACAUCACUGGAGACUACGUUUCCUUGGCAGUGGCUGGAGAUACCACCACAGCCGUUCUCCCCCACCUUUUUCCCCUCACUGCCUAUGAAGUGAACGUCUAUGCUCAGUAUGAAAAAGGAGACAGUUUCCCUUUGACCGGCGAAGAAACCACUCUCGAAGAACAAGGGGCUGUGCGAAAUCUUCGAGUCACAGAGGAAACGACAAACAGCUUCAGGGUUUCAUGGCAAGCUGCUCCAGGUUCAGUUAUCAGGUACCGCCUGUCCUAUGUGCCGCUAAGUGGCACAGGAGAAAUUCUGGAGGCCCAAACCAUUGGAGCAGAGACCACUAUAGUUCUGCAGGAGCUCUUUCCCAUUACCACCUACCGUGUGUCCGUGUCUGCUGAGUACGCCACUGGCACAGGGGAUGAGAUGCAGGUGGACGGUACCACCAAGGAAGUUCGUGGUUCUCCUCGUGACCUUCGAGUCUUUGAUGAGACUAUAUCCACAAUGAAACUUGCAUGGAAGGCUGCUCCAGGAAAUGUUCUUCAGUACCGCAUUGCCUUUAAGCCUGCUGAAGGAGGCGAAAGGAAGGAGAUAUCUGUCAAGGGAGUACUCACAGAGGCUACGCUCAAGAACCUCAAACCAGGCACUGAAUAUGAGCUUUUUGUUUCUGCACGCUAUUCGUCCGGGCUGGGUGAUCCUCUUCUCGGUACAGGAACCACUUUGGAAGAGCUUGGUUCUCCCAGAGACUUGGUGACCAAAGACGUCACUGACACUAGUUUUGGGGUAUCCUGGACUGCUGCUCCGGGUAACGUCCGACAGUAUCGGAUUAAAUGGAAAUCUCAGUUCAGCGAUGAGGCCGGGGAAAAGACAAUACCAGGGGACACCACCACUACAGUUCUGGACGGUCUCACCCCAGAGACACGUUACCAGGUGUCUGUGUUUGCUGGCUAUGGCCAUGGAGAAGGACAGCCAUUAGUUGGAGAGGAAACCACAGAUGUCUCUGCCGCUGGCAGGGUAAUUGUGGUCUCGGACGAGACGGAGAAGAGCAUGAAGGUGACAUGGCAGCCGGCACCUGGAAAUGUGCUCAACUAUCGCGUUACCUACAAACCGCAGUCAGGUGGACGCCAGCUCGCGAGCAAAGUAAGAGGUGGCACCACUGUGACUGUGCUGAGACAGCUCACCCCCCUCACCACCUACGACAUCACUGUCCUGCCCAUCUAUCGUUCCGGAGAAGGCAAAGCAAGGCAAGGAGUAGGAACAACACUGUCACCUUUCAAAGGUCCAAGAAAUCUCCAGACUUCAGAGCCUACCAAGACCAGUUUCAGGGUAACCUGGGACCAUGCUCCCGGUGAUGUAAGGGGCUAUAGGGUCGCCUUCCACCCUGUGGAGGAUGAUAUUGACCUGAGAGAGCUUCUGGUCAGCCCCUAUGACAACACUGUGGUGCUCGAGGAGCUCAGAGCUGGUACCAAAUACACAGUGAAUGUGUUUGGUAUGUUUGACGGAGGAGUGAGUAUGCCACUGGCUGGGGAGGAGAAUACCACUUAUUCCGAUGACCCUGACACUCCAAUUUCAGAGAGACCAAGUGUGACGUGUAAGACCACAGCGCAGGCUGACAUUGUGCUGCUGGUGGACGGCUCCUGGAGUAUUGGUCGUCUUAACUUCAAGACCAUUCGGGUCUUUAUCUCCCGCAUGGUGGGGGUCUUCGACAUCGGUCCCGAUAGGGUCCAAAUUGGGCUUGCCCAGUACAGUGGAGACCCAAAGACUGAAUGGCAUUUGAAUGCCCAUCCGACCCGGGAUUCUCUCCUAGAUGCUGUGGCAAACUUGCCCUAUAAAGGAGGAAAUACUAUGACAGGUCUGGCUUUGAACUACAUCCUUCAGAAUAAUUUCAAAGAGAAUGUUGGGAUGAGACCCAACUCCCGUAAGAUUGGAGUCUUGAUCACUGAUGGUAGAUCACAGGACGAUGUAAUCGCCAACUCUCAGAACUUGCGGGAUCAGGGCAUUGAGCUGUAUGCCAUUGGUGUGAAGAAUGCUGAUGAGAAUGAGUUGAGGUCCAUUGCCACUGAUCCAGACGACAUUCACAUGUACAAUGUGGCUGAUUUCUCCUUUUUACUGGACAUUGUUGGCAGUCUGACUGACAACCUCUGUAACAGCGUCAAGGGACCAGGAGGUGCUCCAGAUGCACCUACUAAUCUGGUGACAUCAGAGGUGACCCACCAGUCCUUCAGAGCCACCUGGGUAGCUCCAGAAACACCAGUCGAAAAGUACCGCGUGGAAUACAUGACUCUUUCGGGACUCCCACAGGAGGUGUUUGUGGACGGUACAGAGAACACCGUGGUUCUCAUCGGCCUCACCCCACUGACAGAGUAUAUGGUCAAUGUCUACGCUUUGAUGGGAGAGGAGAGCAGCGAGCCCCUGAAAGGAACUGAGACCACGCUGCCCUUAAAUAGUGUGAAGAGUAUGAGCAUUUAUGAUGAACAGAUUACCACCAUGCGAGUGAGGUGGGAAAGGGUAGCUGGAGCCACCGGAUACUUGUUGCUCUACAGUGCCCUCAAUGCCACCCAGCCCACCAGUGAACAGGAGAUGAGAGUGAAAGCAGACACAACUGAUGUCCAGCUGUUGAAGCUGCUGCCCAACACGGCCUACAGCGUUUCUCUCUUCGCCCUUUAUGAACAACUCGCCAGCGAACCACUGACCAAGGAGGGGGUCACCUUGCCCUUGCCUCCAGCGGGGGUUUUGAGGGUUCGCGACGUCACCCACAGCACCAUGGUGCUUUACUGGGACGCUGCUCCUGGUGCCGUUCGCAAGUACCUCAUCACAUACAAGCCCGAGGAUGGAGAGGCUAAAGAACUGGAAGUGGAAGGCAGUGUGACUGUGAGACAGCUGGACAACCUGAUCUCCCAGACUGAGUACACUCUUGCUGUUACUCCAAUCUACGACGAAGGACCCGGGCAGCCAAUGUUGGGAAGUGCAAUCACGGAUGUGGUUCCAGCGCCAAAGAACCUGCAGUUUUCAGAAGUCACGCAGACCAGCUUCAGGGCCACCUGGGAACACGGGGCCCCCGAUGUGGCUCUGUACCGCAUCGGCUGGACUAAGAAGGGAGAGUUCAACUUCCAAUAUGACAUCCUGAACAAUGAUCAGACAAGCCACGUCCUGGAGAACUUGGAGCCAGACACGCCCUAUGAUGUGUCUGUCACUGCAAUCUACCCAGAUGAAUCAGAGAGCGAGGACCUUCUGGGCACCGAGAGAACAUUGUCCAAGCAAGAUGGUAGACCAACACCUAAUGCACCUCCCACCAACUUAGUUGUGUUCAAUGAAACCACCACCACUUUGAACGCCAGGUGGACUCCACCUCCGGGCCGUGUUGUGAACUACAAGAUCACCUAUGUCCCUACGGCUGGAGGCAGGACUCAGACUACUCAGAUUGGAGGAAAGAAGACGACCGUUCUGCUUCCCAAGCUGACCCCUGACACUGAAUAUUCCAUCAGUGUGGUGGCCAUUUACGCAGGAGGACAAAGCAGGGACCUCAGUGGCCUUGGGAAGACGAAGCCCUUGGGUGGUGUUAGGAACUUGCAGGUGACUGAUCCCACUACCAGCACCUUGAACGUUCAGUGGGAGCCUGCCGAGGGCAACGUGCGGCAGUAUAAGAUCUUCUACGUUCCUGCAGCUGGAGGGGUUGAAGAAAUGGUGCAGGUACCAGGAAGCACCUACCGCUCUGUGCUGAAGAACCUGCAGUCUGAUACGGUCUACACUGUGACUGUGGUUCCCAUCUAUUCCGCUGGGGAGGGACAGCGCAUGUCUGAGAAUGGCAAAACAUUGGAGCGCAGCCCCGUCAGAAACAUCCAAGUCUACAAUCCCACCACCAACACUUUGAACGUUCGUUGGGAGGCAGCAACAGGUCCAGUCGAGCAGUAUCGAGUGGUCUACGCUCCUCUAACUGGUGCCAGGCCUUCUGAGUCGAUUGUGGUGCCAGGCACCACCACCACAGCUCUGCUGACGCAGCUGCUCCCAGACACCGAUUAUAAUGUUGGAGUCGUUGCUCUCUACAGUGAUGGUGAAGGAACUGCUGUCAGUGAUAAUGGAAAGACAUUGCCCCGUAGUGCUCCGAGGAACAUGCGUGUCUAUGACCCCACCACCACCACACUCUCUGUUAGCUGGGAGCACGCAGAAGGUCCCGUUAUGCAAUACCGCAUCACCUAUGCCCAGCUCACAGGAGACCCCAUCGAAGAAUCUACUACUGUUCCAGGGAACAGAAACAAUGUGGUCCUGCAGAGCUUGGAUCCAGACACUCCUUAUAACAUUAAGGUGACAGCUAUCUAUGCUGAUGGGCCUGGAGGAGAGCUGGAUGGAACUGGGCGUACAGUUGGAAUGCUUGGCCCCAGGAACCUCCGUGUUUCUGAUGAGUGGUACACCCGCUUUAGGGUGUCCUGGGACCCAGCCCCCUCCAGGGUCAAUGGAUACAAGCUUAUCUACCAACCAGAGGGCUCGGAUGAAUCCUUGGAGGUGUUUGUUGGAGAUGUGACCUCCCACCAACUGCAUAACCUGAAACCUGGGACCACUUAUGAUCUGAAGGUUCUGGCUGAGUACACCACAGGCGUCAGUGCACCUCUGAUCGGUCAAGGCACCACAUUGUACCUUAAUGUGACUGACUUGACCACCUACAAUGUUGGCUACGAUUCCUUCUGCAUCCGCUGGGCACCUCACAGAGCAGCCACCUCCUACAGGCUCAAAGUCAAUCCUUUUGACACCUCUAAGAGUGGAGCUCAGGAAAUCACUGUCAGAGGCUCUGAGAGUAAUUAUUGUUUUGAUGGCUUGACCCCUGACACUCUUUACAAUGCCACUGUGUACACCCAAACCCCCAACCUCGAGGGACCUGGAGUAAGCGUGAAGGAGAGAACAUUGGUGAAACCCACGGAGAUGCCAACUGAACCACCCCCCCCUCCUCCUCCAGCAGAAGUUCCCCAAGCCCUAGAGGUGUGCAAAGGUGCUAAGGCCGACCUGGUCUUCCUCAUCGAUGGUUCCUGGAGUAUUGGAGAUGAGAGCUUCGUCAAAGUUAUCCAGUUUGUUACAAGCAUGACUGCAGCGUUUGAUGUCAUCAGCCCAGCUGGCAUGCAGGUUUCAUUUGUACAGUACAGUGAUGAUGCCAAGACUGAGUUCAAACUGAAUACUUACCAUGACAAGGGAAUCGUACUGUCAGCUUUGCAAACAGUCCGUUACAGAGGAGGCAACACCAAGACAGGCAUUGCUCUCAAGCACGUCUAUGAGAAGGUAUUCACAUCGGACAACGGCAUGAGGAGGAGUGUCCCCAAAAUGCUGGUUGUUGUAACAGAUGGCCGCUCCCAGGAUGAUGUCAAGAAGAGUGCAGAAAAACUGCAUCAUUCUGGCUAUAGUGUAUUUGUGGUUGGAGUGGCAGAUGUGGAGAUUAGAGAGUUGGCACAGAUCGGCAGCAAGCCCAGUGAGAGACAUGUGUUUGUCGUGGACGACUAUGAUGCUUUUGCCAAAAUUCAAGACAACCUGAUCACCUACAUUUGCGAAACAGCCACAUCCACUUGCCCUCUGAUCUUUAUCAACGGAUUCACCACACCUGGCUUCAGGAUGCUGGAAGCUUUCAACAUCACAGACCGGACAUUUGCUGGCAUGAAUGGUGUGUCCAUGGAACCUGGUUCCUUCAACAGCUACAUUGCCUACAGGCUGCACAAAGAUUCCUUCUUGAACCAGCCAACAAAGGAGAUCCAUCCAGAUGGUCUUCCCCCAUCUUACACCAUCAUCCUGCUUUUCCGUCUGCUGCCUGACACUCCCUCCGAACCUUUUGACAUCUGGCAGAUUUCGGACAAAAGCAACAACCCGGAGGUUGGACUCACUAUCAAUCCUUCCAGCAAAACACUCACGUUCUACAACAAGGACACCAGAGGAGAGAUUCAGAAAGCCGUGUUUAAUGAGGAGCAGGUCAAAAGGGUUUUCCAUGGGAGCUUUCACAAGCUCCACAUUAGUGUCUCUCCUGAGAAAGUCAAGCUCAACCUAGACUGCCAAGAGGUUGCAGAAAAGCCCAUCAAGGAGGCCAACAACAUCACAGUCGAGGGCUACGAAGUGCUUGGCAAGAUGGUCAAGUCAGGAGGCGGGAAGAGGCAGUCUGCUACAUUCCAGCUCCAGAUGUUCGAUAUUGUCUGCAGCUUGAGCUGGAUCAGCCGAGACAGAUGCUGCGACCUGCCUGCCACAAGAGAUGAAGCCAAGUGUCCCUCCCUUCCCCAUUCUUGCACAUGCACACAAGACAGCAUUGGCCCCCAGGGGCCUCCUGGACCUUCGGGUAGUCCAGGUUCUAAAGGACCUCGCGGAGACAGGGGCGAUUCUGGUCCCGCUGGUGCUAUGGGUCCACGUGGUGAGCAAGGACUCCCAGGCGCAAUGGGACCACCAGGUCCACAAGGCCCUAACGGACUGUCUUUACCUGGAGAACCUGGUCGCCAAGGACCAAAGGGCGACGCUGGAGAUCCAGGCCUGCCUGGCAUGCAAGGUCCUCCUGGGCCACGCGGUCCUCUGGGCCCUGUUGGACCGAGCGGAGCACGGGGGCCACCAGGAAAGGAGGGCUCGUCUGGACCCAGAGGCCCACAAGGGCCCAUGGGAAACCCUGGAAAUCCAGGUGUGCCUGGAAUAACUGGAAAACCAGGGAAACCAGGAGAUACAGGGAACCCAGGACCUGUUGGCAUUAAAGGAGAAAAAGGAGAGAGGGGAGAUUUUGCAUCCCAGAACAUGAUGCGCUCCAUUGCCAGACAAGUUUGUGAACAGCUUGUGAACAGUCAGAUGAGCAGAAUUGACGGCCUCCCGGUCCCCCUGGUCCCCCUGGCAACCAGGGAUCCCGUGGAGAACCUGGACAAACUGGCAGACCAGGUUUCCCUGGAAAUCCUGGAUUACCUGGAAAUCAAGGAGAAAGAGGUUUGGCAGGAGAGAAGGGAGAGAGAGGCUCUCCAGGAAAUGGUAUCAGAGGACAAAGAGGCCCAGCUGGACCACCAGGACCAUCAGGAGAGUCGAGAACAGGUCCCCCAGGUCCCAGUGGUUCCUCUGGGCCUCGUGGCCCUCCAGGUCGUCAAGUGUGUUGGCAUCCCUUACAACGGACAAGGAUACACAGGUUUGGCAUAAACUUUCUAAGUCGUCUGUGCCACUUGCACUCUGAGGUCCUGUUUCUGAGAUGUUUGCCCAUUUGCUAUGGGGCUUGUAAGGAUAAUCACCGAGGACAUAAUUGCUGAACAUUAAAACAAAUGUUGCGAAAGCCAAAAAACAAAACAAAACAAAACAGAGCGGAGCGGACUGGCACUAACAUCAUCUCACAGCUACAAGCUACAGUGAUGGCAACCUGCUGGCCUGUUUGCAUCUUGAACCACAGACCGUUGGGAUAUAAAAAGAUAAGAAAUAAGCAGAGACUGAGCAUUUCUACGAAGGAAGCAGCAUGUACAAAUACCAGCCAACCCAACUACUAACAAAGAGGAUAAUAAUAAGUUUAACGUUGAGGUGAUAUUUGUAAAUAAAACUAAUUUUUUUGCCUUGUAAAUGACUGUAUGAAUCAGGACGUUUGACUAAAAAUCAUGUUAACAUCUUUAUUGAGCUUGUGCCUCAUAACCCACUGCUUACUUACCACCAGCAUAACCUCUGUUUAUGAUGUCUAAGUGACUUAUACAGCUCUGGUCCACACUAAAGCAUGUUUCAUUUGUUUUUGUAAUGCUAUUAAUUUUAUGUACAUUGGCCAAAUCAGGGCUAGAAUUUGCUCUUGUUCCAUUUCUAUGUGUAGUAUCAGCUGGUCAUUUUACUACAGCUUAUAAUCAAAUAACUUUAUUGGUUUUUAUUGUUAAUGUCAUAGCAGCGUUGGGAACAGUUUUUUCAUUUUCUUUUAGAUCUUAUGGUACUUUAGGAGGCAACAAGUUGACACAGGGCAUUUCUUUUUAAAGUCCACGUUGUUCUAUAUAUAAAUUGUGCAUGGAUAAGUUGUAGAUGCAACCUGUUUUUUUGAUUGGCCAAAUAUUUUUCUAGCCACCCGCUACCAGCCAGAACCUGAGGUAGUGUCAAUACCUGUGGAGCCAGCUGAAGAGUUUGAAACAAUACAAUCACCUGGUUACACAGGAGACCAACGGGGAAAGAGAUCACUACCACAAGACAAUACAGGAAGACUAACAUCAUAGCUACAAAGCGGAAACUAUUGAAAUACAUUUCCGAAAUUAAGAGUGAAUGAAGUGAUACUCAAAACUAAUACUUAUAUGGGUUUGAUACCCCUGGCUAUAUUGAACAUAUAUUUUUUUGAAAUGAGAAAAUUUAGCAAGAUGAAUAGAAAAUCUUCAUGUUACAAACCUGUGUGCUUGCUAAGUGUUUCCCUUCAGUGUCUGCUUGUAAUAUAACUGCAAGUGUGUAUCAGGCUCCAGUGAGUAAAGCACUAAUCAUGCAAAAAAACAGCAGAAGGUAUGUGCAAACUAGUACAAUGUGUGUCCUCUGUAGCACUAACAAAGUAACCGGGUUUAUUUUUUGGUAAAAUUUUCAAUUGUUAAACAAUUUUUGUUCCUUUGUUGGUUAAAAGCAAACAAUUUAUCGCCAAAGAUUUCUUUAUUGUAAUGUUUUGUGCUGCCUGUAAACCAAAUGAUAAUCUAGCCUAUUGUGACAAACCAAAUUUGUAUUUCUUUUGUCUUGUUGCCAAAAAAUUGCAUGAUUGUGCUGUAUAUUUACUGAGGUCAGAAUAUAGUUGUUGUUCUAUCAAUGCAGUUUAGAUUUGGUUGCAAGACUAUGGACAUAGGAUUGCUUUUCUCAUGUUUUAACUGCACAUUUUGUGAAUUCCCCACAGCCUUAUUUUCUUAUUUAUUUCUGAAACGGAAGAGGCAUUUUUCAAUAAAACUACUGAAAAUGUAGCUCAUGUUUUUGAUUUAAAUUCACUCUCUCGUCUGAUUAACUAAACUGCAAUCUGCACCGCACAUUGUGACAUCUGGUGAAAAAUGUAUAAAAAAGAUCUUUAAUUCUAACAGAUUCUGAAUUUGCAAAGACAAUUUAAUUUGACAUGAAAAACAUAACCUAUGUUUCUCAUUAUUAGAAUCUGAAAGAUAUGCUUUGAAGUUCAAACAUUUAUUUAUGUUGACAGCCAAAGUUAUUUUGAGCUGCCUAGAAAGUCAGUUCAUGUCAGGGCAAAAAACAUAAGAGAUUAAUGGAGUUUAAAACAAACGUCUUCAACAUGUGAACUGCUUUGCAGACAUGCAACCAUUUGGCUUUCUUCCUAUCAGGUUGUAGUGAUUUUGUUCAGACAUCCCUGAGGAAACAAUGCAAAUGUAUUUGGGUCAGCACCACUAUUGCAGAAAGAUUUCCACCCAUUAAGCAUAUCUAAUGGUGAAAUUAGAGCCGUAUGAGGUCAUGAACAACAGUUUAUUGGGCUGAAUGCAAAGCAUAUUUGACUAGUUUUGCAAAAAUGCCCCAGAUAAUGGCUGUGGCUAUCAAAAUCAAGAUCACUACAACAUGGAGGCCUGGAAAAACCUCUCAGAAAGCCUCUUUUAUCUUUUUGCCUUGGUUCAUAAUAUGCACACACAGACCAUGAAGCACUCUGGAGUACAACUCAAGGGUUUCAUUUGAAUUUCACUGGAGUAUGGUAAAAGUAGUGAGUGCUGUGCAGGGGCAGCUGCUAUGUGUGACUCACAAAGGAAGCUAGGCUAUGAUGUGAAAGAUCUUAACAUGCACAUUGCUUACAUGGGAAUAUACUGUAAUAAGGAAAGGAAUACAACAAACACACAGCUGUGCUCACAGAGCUAAUGUUAUAGUUUUUUAUUCCUCAGAUCUUAUUCUAUUAAACCUGCCUUUCUCUACUUAACACUGUGUAGUGAGACAUAUUUGUCUUGAAUAGGCGAUCCCCUGUUUUAGACUCUAUGCUGGUCAUGACUUCACAUUAGACACACUGCUUUAAUGUCACUCCAUGAAAUUAUAAAAGGCAAUGCCGAGGCCAUGAGUGCCCCGUUUCCCCACUACAGCUAGUUAUUGUUUCAAUUAUCUCCCUCUCUAAUGUAAUGAAAAACUAUACACAAUGAUACUGGAUACCAUUAGUACUGUAUCUUUUUUCUGUUUUCCAUCCACUGAUUUUCUUUGACUUGGUUGACAACUAUGCAUCUGUAUUCACUUUGUGGUGAACAUGUUGAGAGUCUGCGGUUUCUAGAGAUUUCAGCAAAUUCUGGUCUAUCCUCAAUAGUUACCUAGAAAAAAAAUUCAACAAUGAUGGAAAACUUUGUUAUUUAUAUGAACAUGAACAGGGGUUAGAUAAGAUAAAUGUUAAACUCAUAAUCAUCUGUAAUCUGUUGGAGUGAGUAAAAAGCUCCUAGAGUCAGUUUUGAUCCAAACCGCCAAAGAGGUAAUUAUUAUUUUCAAGCAUCCAAAAGCAGAAUAAAAUGAUAACAGCCUG
Molecule: messenger RNA, 12623 nt
Organism: Menidia menidia (Atlantic silverside)
Lineage: Eukaryota; Metazoa; Chordata; Actinopteri; Atheriniformes; Atherinopsidae
Source: the annotation of a GenBank genome assembly